Microthlaspi erraticum is the source of this 1752-nucleotide messenger RNA. The record is from the annotation of a GenBank genome assembly. NCBI's taxonomy places the organism in Eukaryota, Viridiplantae, Streptophyta, Magnoliopsida, Brassicales, Brassicaceae.
AUGGCUUCUUCUUCUUCUCCACUAUGUCAUCAUUGGAGAUACCAAGUCUUUCCGAGCUUCUGUGGAGUAGACGUCCGCAAAACAUUUCUCGCCCACCUUCUCAGGGGUCUAGAAAGAAAGGCAAUCCAAACAUUCAUAGACAACGGUAUAGAGAGGAGCGAGUUGAUCGGUCCUGAGCUAAUCAGGGCAAUAUCAAAAUCGAGGAUUGCGAUCGUCGUGCUCUCUAAGAACUACGCUUCUUCAAGCUGGUGCCUGAACGAAUUGGUAGAGAUAUUGAGGUGUCGGGAAACGGUAGGUCAAACGGUGAUGACCAUUUUUUAUGAUAUAGAUCCAUCUGAUGUCAGAAAACAGGAAGGAGAUUUCGGAGAAGCUUUCCAUAAAGCUUGCCAUGGAAAAUCAGAAGAGGAGAAGCAUAAAUGGAGGCUUGCUUUAACCGUUGUGGCGGAUAUAGCUGGUGAACAUACAAGACAAUGGGUUGAUGAACCAUCCAUGAUCGAAAAGAUUGCGGAAGAUGUUCUGAACAAGCUGAACUCUACGCCUUCAAAGGAUUUUGAUUACUUAGUUGGAAUGAAAGCUCACAUGAGGGAGAUGAUCUCAUUAUUAUACUUGGAAUCGAGUGAAGUGAGGAUGGUAGGGAUAUGCGGUCCUGCAGGAAUUGGUAAGACUACGAUCGCCAGGGCUUUGUACAAUCAACUCGCUGGAAGAUUUCAACUUAGUCAUUUCAUGGAGAAUGUUAAAGGGUGUUACGGGAAACCCGGUCUUGAUAAUUACGGAUCCAAACUGAAUUUGCAGCAAAAACUGCUCUCUGAGAUGCUAGAUUAUAAGGGAAUGAAGAUAAAUCACCUAGGUGGAAUCAAAGAAAGGCUGGGGGUCAUGAAGAUCCUCAUUGUUCUUGAUGAUGUAGAUGGCGCUGAGCAACUUAACGCAUUGGCAAGACAUCCGUCCUGGUUCGGUCCCGGGAGUAGGAUAAUAGUAACGUCAGAAGAUAAAGAAGUUGUGAGAACACAUGGGAUCCAGGACUUGUACGAGGUGGACUUCCCCUCUGAAGAGAAAGCUGUGGGGAUAUUCUGCCAACACGCUUUUACAGACAAGGUUCUGCCUCCUGAUUUUGUUGAACUUACCAUUGAAGCUGUGAAGCUCGCCGGUUAUCUUCCCUCUUGUAUCUGUGUUUUGGGAUCAGUUUUGCGUGGAAAGGUCAAGAAAGAGUGGGUUGCUAUACUCUCCAGGGUCAGAACCAGCAUCAACGGAAAGUUCGAGAAUAUAUUAAGACAUAGACAAAGAUACGAUGCAUUACAUGAAGAUGACAAAGCUUUAUUCCUUCACAUUGCAUGUUUAAAGGUUGAUCGUUUGAAGCGGUUGCUUGCAAACACUGGUUUAGACGUUAGUUUUGGACUUACACGUCUAGUGGACAAGUCUCUCAUACAUAUAUCAAGACAGAAUUGCAUUGGGAUGCACUAUUUGCUACAACAAGUUGGUAUAGAAGCUGUCCGAAACCAGUUCCUUCAUGAGCCAGGAAAACGCCAGUUUCUGGUUGAAGCAAAGGAAAUUCAUGACGUGCUCACGUUUAAUACGGGCACUGGAGGUGUUAUAGGCAUAUCUUUGAAUACAUCCGAGUUAAACUGUGACUUAUCCAUAAAUGAUCAUACCUUUGAAACUCUUCCAAAUCUCCAAUUUCUGAAAGUUAUCAAGAAGGAAAAUGACAAAAGAGUAAGGGUCCAUUUACCCCCAAAGCCUCCAAGAUCUGCCACCUAA